Messenger RNA from Penicillium argentinense, 1812 nucleotides. RefSeq lists its product as uncharacterized. NCBI's taxonomy places the organism in Eukaryota, Fungi, Ascomycota, Eurotiomycetes, Eurotiales, Aspergillaceae. Gene Ontology annotation, cellular component: nucleus. The record is from RefSeq and is a predicted model, not a curated record. The coding region runs from base 1 to 1812 and encodes 603 amino acids. Gene Ontology annotation, molecular function: DNA-binding transcription factor activity, RNA polymerase II-specific; zinc ion binding. The transcript has 6 exons. Gene Ontology annotation, biological process: regulation of DNA-templated transcription.
AUGGCCUCGCGAUUGGCGGCCUGUGAAGCCUGUCGCAAGUCGAAGUUGGCCUGCGAUCAUCAGCAGCCGGUUUGCUCGCGCUGCCAGUCCACCAAGGGCGUGUGUAUCUACCGCACCGCCCCAUUCAAGCGCCGUCGCAUUGAAAAAAGUCUCAAAUCCCCAGACCCAUCGCCCUCUUUCAGCCCCAGGCGCAAUGCAUACCCCAAUCCGGGCUAUUUGGGAUCGUCCAGCCACGCGGCGAUCUUUAGACAUAUCACUCCAGACGACCACAGCACCAGCAGUCAUGCUGCAGGUCCUGAAAUCCCAGUGGAUCAAUUGGUGGGCGAUAACCAUCUACUACUACAGGGCGCAGAUGUCUUAAAGCAUCUCCUCACCCUGUACUCGCUGUCAUCUAUGAAAGAGUUGGUGGCAUUUUGGCUUGCAAAAGGCGCUAAUCUCGCACUUGCUGAACCUUUCGUUGCACAAUGUGCUGAGAGCGCUAGUCAAUUAUUCGAAUCGCAUGAUGAAAAUUGGCAUUUGGUCUAUGCCCGACGGUUGAUGCAGAAUUCGGCCCGGCGGCUGCAAUUCAACGAAUUUACCGAUCUUGCCAGUUUCUCGAGUCAAUUCUUGGAUCACUAUGCCCGAUGGGAAACGCUCGGGAUUUUUUUUGCGGCUAUCAAGAUCUCCCUUUCUCUUGACUGUCUCAACGACCUUCAACUCAUUCUACAGUAUGAGAACUUUAUUGUCCACUCCUAUGUAGAUGGCGAUCAAAGCUACCAUGCAUGGCGUAAACUUGGCGAUGUUAUCUCCUCAACAUUUGCUCUAGGCUACCAUGAGAAUAUCGAAACAAAACCCGGGAUACCUCCGUUCCUCAUGGAUUUGCGCAAAACGGCCUUUGCUCGAAUCUACUCAGCGGACAAGAACAUUGCCAUAUUCUUGGGUCGCCCGCCGCGAAUGAACAAGCGAUUUUGCCAUUUCCAGAUUCCAUCCUGCGAUUUGAAUGCGCGCUCGAUUGCAAAGAACAAUGAUUGGGAUCCUCAUACUAAAGCUGGCUAUCGAACUGAUACUCGCUGGUCUGCCCUUUGCGCUUCACUAAAAGAAGAGGUGUGGGAAUUGCUCCAAGACAAGCACGAUGCUGCGUGUGUCCCGAAAGCAAGUGAGAUACAGCGAAAAGCCGAAGAACAGUGGCAAGCUUUGCCUGCCCACUUUCGGCUUGAAAGCAGUCUAAAGCAGUGCACCGGGAGCCCCUUCGAGCGAGACUUUCUCGCCCACGUGCGAUUAAACCACCUACAUGUCCUAUUUCUUCUUCGACUGCUCCUCCUGAAUACUAUGACCGAGCCUGAUAUCCCGAUUAUCGAGACAGCUGCGCAAAUGCUUGCCUUGGUGGUCGAGGCCAUCCUUCUCCGCGAUCAGUUGACUAAUUCUGGCACUGGAUUAAUCUGGAAGGUUGCUUACUACGGACUCCCAGCGGCCGGAAUCAUUCUUCUAGCUUUACUCAAACAACACUCACAUGCCACACAAAACAUCUCCCGCACAAAGAUCGUACAGGAUCUGAGUGUCUUUGUCGCCGAAGUGCAAAUCGGAACCAUAGUGAGACCCGAAGAUCCCAAUUACGCAUUGCUUUCCCGUGCUACACAGACUAUUCAGCGAUUUCUGGAUUCUUUCCAUUCGGAUCCCGCUCAACCUCCACCGAAGUCUAGCCAUGACGAUGGAAAUGAUGGCUGGGCUGCUUUAUUAAGUCAAGAUCUAUGGGAUUUCGAAGCUGGUUUCUGGCAGAGCUUAGCGGAUCAUCCGUCGUUGCUGGCAGUUGAUCCUCCCUUGCCUAACAUAUAG